ACGGCUGCCGCUGGGGGCGAGGUGGCACACCGUGGUGGGGCACCGGAUCAUCAAACAGAACAGUCUCUCGUGGGGCAUCGAUCAAGUACAAACAAUACUAAAAAAAUGCCGGAUAAAGAAAGCACUCUGAAAACCAUCCUCGGGAUGGGCGAAAUGGCCAGAGCCCGUGAUCUCGGUAAAGCAGUAGUGGCCGAAGCCAUCGGUACACUCUUUAUAACUUACUUCGGCUGCAUGUCCUGCCUAAACAUUCAAGAAAACCCAGGGACGACCGACCUGGUCCUUAUAUCCCUGGCUUUCGGAUUCGUCGUCGCUGUGUCCGUUCAGGUUUUAGGUCACGUUUCCGGGGCGAAUCUGAACCCUGCUGUCACAUGCGGCCUGCUCAUUACAGGCAGGGUCACGGUAGUACGCGCAUUGCUGUACAUACUUGCCCAAUGUGUCGGGGCAGUUGCCGGAGCUGCUAUACUUAAGGGCUUCACACCAGAUAGUUUCAGAGCAACUCUUGGCACAACAGCUUUGGGUAAGGACAUGACGGCACAGCAAGGUCUCGGGGUUGAGUUCAUGCUCGGUUUCCUCCUCGUCUUGACUGUUUUCGGAGUCAUCGAUCCCCAUAAGCCCGACUGUAAAUUCACAGCACCUCUGGCUAUCGGACUUGCUGUAGCCGUCGGUCACCUUUCUUCAAUUGAUUAUACAGGAUCGAGCAUGAAUCCUGCAAGGAGUUUGGGGUCAGCAGUUCUAUCAGGCAACUGGGAUGAUCACUGGGUUUACUGGCUCGGCCCCAUUCUUGGGGGUGUCGUCGCGGCUGUCCUGUACGCCACACUUUUCGCUGCUUCACCACCCAGCGAGUACGCCCCAGUGGCCGGUGGUCAGGCCACAGAGUUGAAAGGACUGGAUAAACGGAACGACGGGAACGCCUGAUCGAUACCCGGAGGCCGUCUGGCUUCCGGGGGCCUGUCGCUCUUUUCUCCGAGAGUCUCCACAUUGCCUGUACUACAAUGACCUCCGGCUCGCUCUCAACCGGGAGUCUCCACGCCCUGGAUCUGGGAUUAGACAAAGCUUACUCAAAAAGAACCUCCACACAAGAAAUCAGACGAAAAAGGAAACCAUCCAAAGAAAACUAUUCGGACAAUUAUACGAUCUCAUCCAACACUGCCGGUCUAUAUUUCGAAAAUAUUAACUGUUGUCAGCAUACAAUAAAAAAAAUAUGCUAAAGACUAAUAUAAACGCCGAACAUUAAAAAAAUGGCAAUUGUAAAUAAUCAGCAAAAUAAUCUAAAUAUUUAUAAAAUAAGUCUGUGUUUUAAAAAACCCAACAUAAAUUUAGACAAAUUUUAAAAAGUUUUAUCUAAUAUGUUUUGUUCUAUACAAUUUGAUAUUAACCACUGUAUAUACUAGCCAAUAUAUUUACCAUAAAAACUCAUUGCUUUUGUCCAAUUUCUGAACCACAAUUCUUAGUUUAGUUUUUGCUUAUUACACUCACAAAUUUACAAAACUAUGACACUUCAUAUAUCAAGGCUGGUUAAUCUUCGACAAUAGUAUAUCCUAGCUUUUUAAUACUAUUGAUAAGUUAUUUUUGUACAAAAUCUAAAUAAAAUCGAUUAAAUUAUAAAUGUAAAAAA
Molecule: messenger RNA, 1615 nt
Organism: Cimex lectularius (bed bug)
Lineage: Eukaryota; Metazoa; Arthropoda; Insecta; Hemiptera; Cimicidae
Product: aquaporin AQPcic-like
Exons: 7
Coding region: 106-915 (269 amino acids)
Biological process (GO): transmembrane transport
Cellular component (GO): plasma membrane
Molecular function (GO): water channel activity
Source: RefSeq, a predicted model, not a curated record